AUGACGAGAGGUGUCCGGUGGCGAUGUAGGGGAGGAGGCCUAAGGAGGAGGAGGGGAAGGAGGAGGAAGAGGAGCCCCAGUAUCGAGGUGGAGGUGAAGCGAAGGAAGAUCAGACCACCUCUGUUCAAAUUCUACCGAGUGAGUCGCCUUCACCCCUGGCUGGGCAGCUCGUCCUUCAAGCCGCCUGAGAACAGAGAGGUGGAGUGCGGCCACAUCAACUGCUGGCCGCUGCUGAGACUGCUGAGGCUCUCGGCGUCGUGGCCAGCCUUCUUCACGCCCGUGGCCCUCCUCGAGCACAAGUACGAGAUCACAAUGGCAGUUCAAGUGUUGUGCCUCGCUUUAGGUGUCCUGUUCAGCAUUCUGGACAUCGCAAAAGUAGAGAUGUCCUAGCAAGACAAUCCCUCUGCGGCUGCCACCAACACCGCCACCACCACCACCAUUGCUACCACCACCGCCACCACCACUACCACUACCGCCACCCAGCUGCUUGCCAUGUAGUCCCAGGUUGACAUUUAAUCGAUUUUCUGUUGGUAAUCGUUUUCUUUUUAGUUUUUUUUUUCUUUUACUUCCUUUUGGGCAAUGCAUGUCAUGAUUACAGAACUGUCUAAAGUUGUGCUGCGUCUGCUAAAG
Molecule: messenger RNA, 630 nt
Organism: Eriocheir sinensis (Chinese mitten crab)
Lineage: Eukaryota; Metazoa; Arthropoda; Malacostraca; Decapoda; Varunidae
Exons: 4
Coding region: 1-390 (129 amino acids)
Source: RefSeq, a predicted model, not a curated record